This is a messenger RNA of Rana temporaria (common frog), 5700 nucleotides long. RefSeq names its product von Willebrand factor A domain containing 3B (gene VWA3B). The record is from RefSeq and is a predicted model, not a curated record. The transcript is spliced from 35 exons. Lineage: Eukaryota; Metazoa; Chordata; Amphibia; Anura; Ranidae. Bases 208 to 4890 code for a protein of 1560 amino acids.
CACGAUGCUGGAGUGUUAGCCGCUCUAUGAUUGGUCGGAGCUUAGCAACCAUGGUUUCCACAGUCAACAAGGGGACGAGUCCGGUCCGUGUACGUAAUGAUUGGACUGUGUACCGCCAGGGUUCUGCCAGUAGCGCCCAUCUCUGCGUACUCAUCUACAGAUGUUUAAUUAAAGAAUUUCUGCUGUCCGGAAAUACGUUUUAAAAAAAUGUCAUCAAUAAUGGAUGUAAAGACUCAAGUUUCAUCAACGGUAUGGCUGAAGUCCCUCGGUCUCAAAAAGAAGAAGCUCACAUUGCCUAAGAUCUUGGCACAGCUCGGUUUCCAGCAAAGGGAAGACUAUGUUAAUAAGCUAGGACGCCCUGUGUCUUCACGAUAUUCCAAUGGACUCUUCCCACAAUAUAAUAGCAAUGGUAAAAUAUACAAUUUGACAGCGAAGAAGGAAGAACUUGUGCAGAAGGCUGAAUCUCUUGCAGAGGUUAUUGGAUUAUAUAAUCAAAGAUUGGAUUGGCUAAAGAGCUCAAGCCGCCUGGUGUUUGGUGUGAUCCAAGAACAACAUAUAGUCAUUAUUCUAGACCUAAAUACAGUCUCUAAAGUACAGUAUGAUUUAUGCCGUGAUUCCAUAUGCCUUGUUAUCAGAGAACAAGUGGCACAAAUUUCCAAGUUUAACCUCAUUUGGGUCUCUCAGGAGCCAGUGAAGUGGCAUCAGAAAGUUAUUCAUGUCACUCAGCAUUCCAUACAGCAAGCUGUAGAGUGGAUUUGGAAUCUUCAGCACUCCCCAGUGGUCAAUGCAGAGAGUGCAGCUGAAGCUCUAUCGGAAGCCCUGGAUGACCAGGUGGAUGCUGUGUAUUAUUUCUGUGUUGGAGAUGCUCCUGUGGGAAAGACAAAGCGCUUGCUGGUUGGUAUUGAGAACAGCCCAUGUCCCCUUCAUGUUGUCUGCUAUAACCCUCACAAAAUGGAAAACAUGAUGAUGAUGAGGGAGUUAAGUCUUCAAACAUCUGGAAGGUUCCAUAUUUGUUUAGAGGAAAUGUUAAGACAAGAUAACAAGAAUCCAGAAUUAUCCAACACAAAAACUGAUAAAGAUUGCCCAGAGUUUGAGCUCAAGAAAGAUGAAGAGUUGAUUGUGAAGGAGAUGGAGGAAGCAAAGGACACGCUAAAGCAAUUGCAGGAUAUUUUACGAAAAUUUUAUAAUGCAGAAGAAGAUACCAACAACUAUCCUGUAUCAGAAGAGACUGCUGAGGACAGUGUAAGCUCAGAAGAAUGGUUGAAAAAGUUUGGCUUGAAGCCACAGAAGCUCCUCUUUUAUGAUGCCCUAGCAGAUUGUGCCUUUCGCCAUAGUGAUGGUGUUGUGGAUAUAAAGACCAAACCCGAGGAUGAGUCUGUGCAAACAGAUGCAGAAAACAACAUGAAACUGAUAAAUGCCAAGUACUGUGACCAGUUUGUCCAUAUACUUUGGAAAGAUGGUUCUGUGGUGCAUGUGCAUAUCAGUAAGGAGAAGUACAGAUGGUAUGAAGAAAAAAUUAAAACUGCACUGGACAAGAUGGAAAGAAGAGUAAAGUGGCUUCAGAAAGGAAGUAGAGAGCUGUUUGGAACCAUACUUGAGGAGCAAGUCUGUAUUCUCAUUGACACUUCCCAUUCCAUGAAGGACAAGCUGUUUUUGGUGAAGGAAAAAAUAUUUCAGCUUAUGCAGGAGCAACUUAAACACAAAAAGAUGUUCAACUUUGUAAAGUUUGAUUCCAAAGUAGAGGCUUGGAGAACAAAGCUAGCAGAGGUUAAUGAAGAAAAUCUGAAGGAAGCAUCCCACUGGAUUAAGGAAUUGCAGGUUGGCAGCUCGACAAAUACCCUGAAGGCUCUCCAGCUUGCUCUGUCUGAUAGUAAUACCCAGGCAAUUUAUUUACUUACAGAUGGACGUCCUGAUCAGCCUACAGAGACAAUUCUUGAACACAUCAAACUGGUCAGACUCAUUCCUAUCCAUACGAUCUCAUUUAACUGUGAUGAUACAGAGGCUAAUAGCUUCUUGCAUGAGCUCUCCAGCAAGACCAGUGGCCGUUUCCAUGCUUAUACGAGUCAACUAAAAGAUCCUGAUGCUCCACAACCUUUUGUGAGUGAAGACAUAAAUCUCCUUAUAAAUGAGAUUGAUGAAGGACGGUCCAAUCUGGAGAAGGUCAAAAAACUUCAUGUUGAAUGUUUAAUGUUAGACUGGUACCACAAUGGAGCCAAGGAUCCAUCACAUAGGCCUUUUGAAUCCCAAAGCCUGAACAGUUUUUCAAUGCUGCCACCUGCUCGGGAACCAAAGACGUCCUCACCAUUAUUACAAAGAAGAAGUUUAAGUCCACCUAGCCUACGCCGCAAGAAGAAAAUUCGACAUGCAGAGCAUACAAAGUCUAGUGUGCUGAGAGCCCUGAGUCACGGUGUGACACUGACAGAGAGUACAGCAGACCCGGACAUGCCUCCUGAAACCAGAGAACUUUUCCUCAUUAAGGACAAGAAAACUAUGUCUGUCCUGAAAGCUUUAAACAUUGUAGAGAGCAGCACCAUGCAUGAAAAACCUAAAAGAAAACCUAAAAAUGGUCUAGAUAUUUCUUCAUCACGCUGGCUGAGGACACAUGGGCUGGUUGCUAGGAGGCUCACUAUAAUGGACGCCUUGGCCCCAACAACUGUUCCACACUCUUCUAAAUAUAUUUCAGUUCUCGACAAGCAUGUUGUUUCUAAAGUGUUUGAUGAGGUAUUCCCCUUGGCUCAUGUAAGUGGAAACAAGAAACUUAUCACAUUAAUUAAUCCCCAAGCUGUGAAUCUCUCAGAGUACAAGGAGAAAAUUGAGCAGGCAAUUAAGUCAUACGAAAGACGCCUAAAUUUAGUUGUGUGGAGAGCUUUAUCGCAGGAAGAGAGAGAUAAAUUUGAUAGUGAUGUACCAGUAUCAUACUUGGAAAAUAAAGAGGCUCUGCUACAGGCGCUAGAUAGGCUUGGGUGGCCUGUUUCUGCUGAAGGUGUUGUGCUGCUAGAAGAUGAAAUUUUAGCUGGGAAAACUUAUCUUCAGCAAGCCACAGAUCUGCAAGAGGCUAGCAAGAAUAUUUCAAAGGCACAGUCCAAUAAUGAAGAGCUAAAAAAGCAAAAGACUGAGAAAAAAACAAAAAGGCAACGAAUAGAUGCACUGAGAAGUCAAAAAGUCAUUGCAAGGUCUGAGGUUGAUGGGUUUUACUAUCCAGGGACAGUGGUGAGAAGUAUACAUCCCAAAUGUGCUAUUGUGGAUUUUUUCCAAGGAGAAAAUAUGAUUGUUCCCAUCAGAUUUAUAAUACAAACAGGUGGAGCCCUACCCUGGCCAAUAUUAAAGGUUGGAGAUUGUGUUUUUGCAAAAACUGGGGCAAAAGGAGGAGGUGGUUGCUUUCUACCUGCUGUGGUCAUAGCAACACCAAGGUCUGAAGCAGAGGAUAAACUGUAUACAGUUCUCUAUUACAACAACAGAAAAGGGCAUUGUUUAAGGAGUGAGGUAUUGAAAAUAAGCCCAUCUCAGUUUGCUGUUUCCUGUAGCUAUAUCAGAAAAGCACAGAUGAUUGAUUACACAAUCCCAAGUGUCCAGUUUGUUGCGCCAAUCCGAAAACCAGCUCCACCAACGGAAGAAAAGAAGAGCAGAUCUUUGUCAGGGCGAAGUCGGCAUUCAUUGAAUUUGCAUGUAAAAUCUAGAACAUCUGGUGACAAUGUCAGUGACCCUUCUGCUAGCGCUGACAGCACAAUCAAAGACAGAACUCUUCCAAGUGAAAACACGAACACGAAACUGGAAGAUUUGGCAUUGCAAAUUAGUCAGCACCAAAGAGAGCAAAAAGAGAAUCAACAGGAAAUACAGCAGCUUCUUAAGGAGCUAACAGAACUGAAUUCCCAUCAAGGAAGAAAUACAUUGAAAGAGGAAGAAAACGACCUGACAAAACAGAAAAUUGAUCUUCUCGAGCAGCUGAAAACUCUGAUACCCAUUAGUAGCACAAAACAAGAAAUGGAUGUGAACCCAGAUGUCAAUGCUUUACAGCCAGUUGUUCCUGGACAAAAGGUGCUGUCUGUCUGCUCUCACAAUGGAUGGUUUGAAGAAGGAUUUAUUAUCCAUGACUGUGGUGAUCUCACCUAUUUUGUCCAGAGAACCUCUGGAGAGGUGGCAAGGAUACAGAGGGGAGGAAUACUGAGUGAUACUGAUGAUUACACAAAGGAGAUAAAGGAAGGUGAUCAUGUGAUUGGACCACACCCUUUGCUUCCUGGGAGCUACUGUCCAGGACUUAUUGUGACAUGUACUUCUGAUCUUAAAGUGGCGAUACAAUACUAUGAUGAUAGUAAAGCAACCGCUCCAAGAGAACAAGUUUACCUGAUAAGUCCUGACAAGUAUGAGCGUGCUACUGCAUACAUCUUGCAAUGCCAAGAGCGAUGGGUUGGGCAGCCAGUCAUUGCCAGGAACGAUGAGAAUGGCACAUUUCAUUUAGCUGAAGUACUGAAGCGUGCCGAUGACAGGAAUGACUAUCUUAUUUCAUGGUCAGAUGGCAAAACAACUACUCAAGACAUAGAGUGGAUUUUUGGGAAGUUCAGCCAGCCACACAUUCUCAGUGUUGGUGACCAUGUGCUGACUUUGGCCAAUCCAUCUACGCUCACAUUCCUUCCUGGUGUCAUUACUGGCGUUAAUGGAGCAAAGCUGCAGAUAUGUUUUUGUGAUGGAAAAACGCGUCACAAUAUAGAACCUUAUCACUGCUUUGGCCUUUCUGAGAAGAAAUAUAACAUUGCUUUGCAAUUCUACCAGCAGUGCAAGCGGAAACAAGAUUUAGAUGAACACUAUAUAUCCUCAGACAAUGAAGAUUCAGUAUCAGAUAUCUCCUCUUUCACAGUAUCAUCAGUUGGGUCAAACAGAAAAUCUGUAAGAUGAAUGAUUACAAAUCAGCGAUUCACAGGAGGUUUCAUUUUUUUAUGGUUUAGGUUUCUAGUUCUCUUACAAUAUUUUACAUAUCAAACACUACAAAAUACAUAGCUUCCAGAAACAAGUCACAAAUGACUUGCUUAAAGUGACCCUGUGACUAUACAUUGAAAACCAAAAGAAAAAAAACCUGCUUAAAGAAGAGGUACUAUACUUACUUUUCCACCUGCAAUGCUGCUCCCUAGCCAUCACAGGUAUUCAACACUUCUUGUUGUUUUUAUACCUGCCACAUGCUGUGGUUCCUUCUACCACCUAGUACUACCACCUAGUACACCACUACAGGACAUACCAGCCAGCAGGAAAACCCACUAAAUGAAGUGUAGGAACCACUUAUUUGACCCAUUCAACCUGUCGAAUACUUGCUGUGGCUAGGGAGGAGCAUCCCAAAGGUAUUUGAAGACAUGGGCUGCCAAAAAGGUAAGUAUAAUGUCUCCUAUUUUUACUGCUAUCUUUUUUGAUGGUGUGAGAGUUUGGUGACAGGGAUACUUUAGGCAAUUAAGAUGUCACUUUAAAUUUUAUUUAGAUUUUAAAUAAAAUAAUUUUUACUCAGAAAGAUGAUCUUAUGAUAAGAAUAUUAAAAAAAAUGAUAUUUAAUUUUUAACAAUACGUAUGUGCUAGCAUCAAAAUGGGUUCAUAAUUCAUCAUUUGCAUGUGCAAGGCAGAAAUUGUACCUGCUAAUUAUCUCUUCUGUCCAUAUUGCUAAAGGACUUGCCUGCAGUUUCAAAACAUAAACAUGUAAAAUUAUAUAUAUAGAUAUCUAUA